AUGGCAUUUUACCCAGCAUUAUUGAUACUUUUUAAUCUGAUAUUCACUUAAGUCACAAAGUUAAAUCCAUAAUAUUAAUUUUAUUAAUAAGAGUUUAAUUUUAAAGAUGGAGACUAUAGCGGAAAUGAUUGCUUCAUUUAUGGAAUAUGGUCUAAAUACAAUCCAUUAAGCAUUGUUUCUUAAGUCGGUUCAGUAGGUUUGUUUGACAGCAAUUAUUAUCACUUACAUAAUAUAGUUAGCAUGUCUUCUGAAAAUUUGAAUCUUAUUUACUAUGAUUAUUUAGAAUUUAACUCUCAAAAAAUUAAAAAGAUACUUGAGUUUAUCAAUGAAGAUGAUAUAAUUACAAGAUUCGAAAUCAGCAUCGAUGCUUUACAAUAUGAAAAUAUUUGGUAUUAUUUAGGAAUCAUUGAAUGGCCGGCAUAAUUAAAAUUUGAAAUAAUAAUAAUUUAAGAAGACAGAAUUAGAAUUCAUGAAAUUAAAUAAAUGAAACAGCCUUUUAAAGAUACAAAUAUAUUAUUAAAAUUUGGAGGAGAUUUCGUAGUAACAAAUACAUCAUAGUCAAUUCCAUCUGUGAAAACCUAAACUAAAUUUUCAUAUUUUCCAGGCUAUAUAAUGAUAUAAAAAUUAAGCAAAUAAUUAUUAUAAUUUGAUGUUGAUUUCGUUGAUAUUGCUAGGAAUAAUUAUGAGAUAUAUGGAAAAUGUUAUUGUAUAAUGGAUGAAAAGUUUUAAAUAGAUGAUUCUGAAUUAAAUAAAUUGGAUAAGCAAAUUUAUAUUUCAAAAAAUACUAAUUGUGAUUCCUUUAUUUUUUAAGGAUGGUUUAAGAUUAUUGAUGUUAUUUCAUCUGAUGAUGAAUUUACCUAUAAAUUUAUAACAUUAUCAGCAAAUUAUGAAAACUCCCUUUCUAAUAAAAAUUUAUAACCAUUUUAAAUGAGUUAUUUUAUCUCAUCUAAUGAGAAUAAAAUAUUAAUGACAACUUAUAGCUAUACCUUUCCUGCUAUUUCUAUUGAUUUUAAAGAUGAUCCUUUUAUUUAGUAAAAAGAGUUUGUCAUUACAAAUUCCAUAACUGUAUGGCAUAUUAUAUUUGUUGAAUUGUAAGAGACAUUAUUGAAUUGUUCUAUUAAAUUUUAUGAAGCUGGUAACAUCUAUGAAUACAAUGUUUAAUUUGAUGUUAAUUAAUUUCAUAUUAUUCAGCUUAAACUGUAAUAUGGAAAUCUACUUUAAUCCACUACAAAUUUUAUAAAUAUGGAAGUGAAAAACUUAAUACUUUAGAAUUGUCAUCAAAAUUUUUAAUAAUAAAACUGCCACUUUAGUUGCCAAGAGUGUGAUGGACCGACAAUGUAUAAUUGUUUAUCUUGUUUCGAAGAAUCAUAACGAAUAUAUAUACCUGAAUAAAAAGUUUGUGUAUGUCCAUAUAAUUCUAUUGAUGAAAUAACUUGUUAAAUUUAUCUAGAUUUAAGCUUUUAAUUGAUAUUAGGAGAAAAGUAAAAUGUGGUUUGUUAAUUAGGUUAUUUUGAAUAUUAAGAAGAAUGUUUCAAAUGGUAAAUUUUAAUUGCAAUUAUUUUAGUCCUUCAUUAAUAAGAGAAAACUUACUUAGUUGUUUAGAAUGCUUAAAUAAUCCAAAGGGAUGGAAAGAAUAACCUUUCUGUAAUAACGAUCUAUACUUUAAUAAUUAAGGAGGUACUUAAUAAUAAAUCUAUUCACCAACUCCAUAUUUUUUUGUAGAUGGUAUUGAAGUAACUUUGUGUUAAUUUUGCAGUAAUACUAAUUUCUCCAGUUUAGAAGAUCAGUAUUUAGAUUAUUUAUAGCAAAAUUAAAUUUUUUAAUCUUUUUGUCAAAAUAAUGAUGACCUAUACUUUUAGUGUUAUAAAUGCUCUAUUCCAUUUUGCAUUAAAUGUCAUUUAUCUAUUCAAGGUCUUCAAUGUAUAAAAUGUUAUUAUGGUUACAAGUUGAAUGAUGGUAAAUGUAUAAGCAAACGCAAUGUUGAAUUUUCUAGUUUCUGUCAAUCUCCUUAAUAUAUGACCUCAAAGAAAAAAUGUGCUUAAUGUUCAAUCAGUUAUUGCAAAUAUUGUUUUGAAUAUCAACCUAAUAAUCUCUUGAAAAGUACAUUGUAUAAAAAUUUUGAACAAUUUGGUGAAGGAGAAGAGCUUAAAGUUGGAUGUGCACUUUGUGAUGAAGGUUUUAUAUUUAAUUUCAAUAAAGGUAAAUGUAUUAAUCAGAAACCUCAGAUUUAAAAUUGUAUAAGAUCCUUCAUUAAUUAAAAUGAAAAGGAACUUUGUACAUUAUCUGAAGUUGAUGAUUUUAAAAUAGCUCCUGAAAUUUUAAAUUGUCAAAAAUACUUAAAUAAUUGCUUAUAAUGCUUGUUAUCUCCUGAUUCCAUUCUGAAGUGCAUCAUUUGUUAAGAAGGAUACACUAGUUCUAUAAUUAAUGGAGAUUGUUAUAAAAAUUAGUUGAUGAAUACUAAAAUCGCUAUCGAAGGUGAUUUAAAUUUAAGAGAUGGUUGGGUUUAAAGGAUUCAAAGUUUUAUGAUACAAUUUUUACCAAAUAAAUAUCUGUAUCCUAAAUCAGAGUUUAAAUCAUUUAUUAAAGGAAUGAUUGUGGAGUGCAACCAAGGCUAUAGAUAUAUUGGAGAAUCUAGUUGUGAAAAAUAUUGUGAUGACUCAUGCUUAUAAUGUGAAACCAAUGUCAAUGGACCUUAUUGCGCAAAAUGUCCUUUAAAUUAUUAUUAAGAGCCCAUUAGAGAUUAAGAAAAUGGAUAAUGUUCUGAGUGUUCAUAAUUAUGUUAAAUUUGCUAAAGUAGAACUUAAGAAGAAAUUUAUGUAAUUUUAUAUACUUUUUAAUUAGAAUUAAUAACCAACUUUUAUCUUAGAUGAAAAAAAUAAAAUUUUUACAAAGAAAUGUUUAAAACCUAUUAAUAAUCCAAACAUCAUAUAUAAUUCUUAUACUCAAGGAGCAAGAUAUUGUUUUGAAUCUAAUUGUCUUAAUUAAAUUAUGUAUGAAGUGAGACUUACUUUUUGUGGAGGCUUGUUUGUAUUUUGGCAAUUUGGAAUUGACUAAGGUAUCAAUAUAAAAUAUUGUAAUUAAAUGGGAAUAGAUACAAUAACAAUUGUUUUUACAUUCUAAAUUAGUAGCUAAUUUUGUGAACUCAGAUUUGACUUCACCAUGUCGAAUUAAUUAAAAUCAAAGAUAUUUUCACUUCGCAAUACUUACUUUUUAAUAACUUCUGUCGAGAAUUUAUAUAUAAAUUCUCCCAAUUCGUUUGAAAUUAACUAUUUCGAUAAAAUAGAAUUAAAUAAUUUUGUUCUUUAAUUUAGUAAUUCAUAACGAUUUAUCAUAAAUAAUAAUAAUACUUAAGUAGAUUUAAAAUUGAUCAAUUUUGCCUUUAAAUUAUGUAAUAUUACUAGUACACUAUCUUUGUUUUAAAAUGAAAUAUUCGGAAAUAUUCAAGCCAAUAAUUUUUCCAUAUUAGAAUCAACUUUUAUUAAUUCCUCUAUUCUGAAUUUAGAAGCAUAUAAAUUAAAUGGUUUAAUUAUAAUUUAAAAGCUAUAGAUCUUGAGAUGCUUUUUAAAAGAUUCUAACUUAUUCUAAUUUGGAAACAACUAAUUUAACAUUUUAAUAUAAGAUUUAAUUAUAGAAGAAUGUGAGUUUUAUAAUUCUUCGAUUUUUAUGUUUAAAGACAAUCUUAGAGAUUUAUCAGUUUUACAAAUUUAAAAUAUAACAAUCCAAAAAAAUAUAUUUUAUCAUUCAAAUUUCAUUAAAAAUGCUAAUUUAAUUUAAUUGAGUUUAAUGAAUUUCAACUUUAGUAAGAAUAAUUUGAUUUCAUCAAAUUUAAUAUCUUUUAACUAUCAUUUAACUAUAAAUAAUUCCUACAUACUAGAAAAUUAUUUUUAGGAAUCAAUAACAUUGAAUUUGCUUUAAACUUAAAGUUUUUAAAAAGCAAGCAUCUUCAUUACUAAUCUAUAUUUGUAAUUAAAUUCAAUUAAGAAUACAAGCUUAUUUUUUUUAUAUUCAAAUUAAUUAAAUAACUAUUAUUUAGAUAUAUCAUUAAUCUACAUAAAAGAUAAUUAAAGAUUAGAUAUGGUAGAUAAGAAUUUUUUUUCAAUCAGAACUAAUUCCUAAAUAAAAAGAAAAUUGCAUCUUUUCUACUAUUGAUGAUGAAAUGGCUCUAUUUGUUAUAUCGUGUAGCUAAUUACAUAUUUUUAAUGCAAAUAUUAUUAAUGUUAAUGAUUAAACAAUUUUCAAAAUUUAUGAAACCAAAAACAUUCUUAUUUAAAAUUUGUUAUAUAAAAAUGAGAUACAAUAUUUUACUAUUCCUAUAUUUAUUGAUUGCCAUAGUUUAAUCUAAUAGAGAAAUCAACUUUUUAUAAUAAUUGGAUUCUUUUCAAUAGAAAUUCUUGAUGUUUAAGUAAUAAGAUAAUUUAAUAUUGAUUUAUCAUUUAUUGAUAUAAGUAAUGGAAGGGGAUAUUAAAAAUAUUAAUCAGGAAGGAUUUCUAUUUGUAAUGUCAGUUUUUAAGAGAACCUUUAACUAUCAAGGUAAUAAAUCAAUUUGAUGUCAUUAUUAAGUAUUCAUGCUGAAAUUGAAUUAACUAUAAAUUUGAAAAACAUCAACUUUAUAGAAAAUGUUGUACAUUCACAGGCAGACAGUACUUUAAAGAAUGCUGCAAGUUUAAUGUUAAUAGCUUCUUCAGUAAGCUUUGUGUUAAUCGAAAACGUUAACAGUCAAAAUAAUGCAUUUACCAACUCUACAAAUACUUUUUUUAAUGUAAUUUCUAAUUAAAUUUUUAUCAAUAAUUUAACUAUUAUAAAUCAUAAUGUAUUAACUUAAGAAUUGUGGCAAAAAUAUUAUGAUCUUUAAUUUGAAGAUAAAUUUAAUUAAGAAGAUUUGAAUAAUUUAAUUUUUUAAAUACUUAAAAUAUCAAAUAUUGCGGGUGUCUGUUCAAUAACAUUAUCUAAAUUUUCUUGUUAAAAUUGCAAUUUUACCAACAUUUUCGCGUAUAAAAGUAGUAUUUUUCAAAUUAAUACAAUAAAUGAAGGAUUAAUUAAAUUAAAUUAAAUCUAAAUUUAGUCUGUUUAAAAUAAUAUCUAAAUGAUUACAAAUAGUUCAGGUUGCAUAAGCAUAAAUGCUUAAAAUAGUUUAUUAAAUCUUCAAAUUACAAAUGCAAUAUUUACAAAUGUUUUAAACAGAAUGGCAGCUUCAAUUUUAACAAUUCAAUCCUCCGAAAUGCAGAAUUAAAUCUCAUUUUUAAAUAUCCAGAUUUUAAAUUGCAUUUCUUUAAUUAAUUAAUUUCUGUACGUAAGAUUUUCUCCAUAAAAUAUAAACAAUAACAUUUUAAUACUUGAAAAUUUAUUGAUCUAACAGAGUGAAGAGAAAUGGAAAUAGUAUUUCUCAAAUUUCGCAACUUUAAGCGAAAUUGAGAUGGCUUAAAUAAGUGGAGAAAAUAAUGCUGUAAUUAACAUUUAAAAUUGUUAAAUUAUUAUUAAAGAAAUAGUUACAGAGGGAUUAUUUAUUUCACCAAUUAUGAGAUUCAAUAAUGUUUUUAAAAUCCUUUUAUUCAAUGUUUACAUAUAAGAUAUUCAAUUAUUUUAUCCAACUAAUAUUAUCAUAGUAGAUUAAGACUUAAAUAUUAAAAAUGUAAUAUCAUUCCAAUAAGUGUACCUUUUAAGAAUUUAGAUAUUUAAUACUAGCGAAGUUAUUUUUAAGCAACAACAUAAUAUUUAUUAAAUUAAAACUUGCAAAUUAUUUAAGACAGUCUCAACAACUAAUUAAAAAUUUCUUAAUAUUUCGUCAUUUUAAAAUUAAUUUUCAAAAUUAUCUCAAAAAUCUUUGUCGGUAAUUUCUAUAAAUAGUGUAUAAUAUGAAAAUUAAAUUAAAUUUUAAAAAAUCAGAAUAUAGCAGAAUUUUUGUUCAUUUUGUAGUGAUGGUUUAAUCAAUUUUAAAGUAAUCAGUAUCAAUUUUUUUUAAAUAGAAGAUUUUUCUUGUAGCUAAAAUUAAAUUUUGUCCUAUGGAUGUUUACUAUUUCAAUAAAAAGAAUAAAUCAGCACCAGGAUAAAAAUCGUAAAUUCAAAUUUCUAUAAUAAUAACGGAAGCAUUGGAGUAGGUAUAACAGCUUAUAAUUCAUCCAUAACAAUAAAAUAAUGCAAAUUAUUUAAAAAUAUAGCCAGUGAAAAUGGAGGAGGUUUAUAUAUUGCUUUAAAUAACAAUAGCUUUCUAUUUAAUUAAUCUAUAAUUAUAAAUAAUGAAGCUCAAGAGGCUGGAGGUAUUUAUCUUAAUGGAAAAUAUAUUUUGAAUAAAACAAAUUUUAUUAUGACUAUGUUGCUUUUUAAUAAAGCUCUAAAUUUUACAAAUAAUCUAAAAGAAAGCCCAACACAUUUAUCUUUAUUAAUUAAUGAAAGAGAAAUGGCAUCUCAAGUUUUAUACCAUAAAAAUUAAUAACUGAAUAUGUUGAAACUGGCUCCUUAUUCAGUAAUUGAACAAGAAAGAUAACACUAAGCAAAUUAUCUUAUGCUUCCUAGUGGUUAAUCAAUAGGGAAUUAUGAAAUUACAAUGCCUUAAAUUUCAAAAACAUUAUUUUACAUAAAAGAUAUUGGAUUGUAUUUAAAAAAUAGCAGAAAUGAAUACCUUUAGAAUUUAUUUAACUCAACUUGUAUCAUAUAAUUUGAUAUUAUUUCUAAUAUAAAACAAAAUAAAAAUUAAAUUUAGGAAAGUAAUUAGAGAGUUACAGUCUAUUUUAAUCAAUAAAAAAACUAUUUUGAUUUGAGUUCGCUUUCUAUAAUUUUCGAUCCUUAUGAUUAGGAUAAUAAAUAUUUAUAAAUUCAUGCUGCUUGUAAAAUAGAUUAAUUUAAUUAAACUUUGAACUAUCUGAUAAAUGUUAAGAGUUUUAAGUGUUAGCUUGGUGAAUUUUAUACUAACAAAGGUUGUCAAAAAUGUAUUGCAAAUUAAGGAUUUUAUUCAGUAACAUAUGAUACAAAUAAAUGCUCCAUAUUUGAUAAAAAUAAAUUUUUAGAAAUAACAGAGAAUAAAAUAAAUUUGCAAUAAGGUUUUUGGAGACCUCAUUAUCUGUCUGACCAAACAAAUUAUUGUUUUAAAAAUUAAAAUUCUUGCAAAGGAGGAUGGAGCUAUGGAAAUAAUUUAUGUAGCAUAGGGCAUUCGGGUGCAUUAUGUGAAGAAUGUGAUAUUUAAAAUGUAAUGGGAUAAGGUAAAUAUUAUAAAACUUAAUAAAAUUAAGAAUGUUAACUUUGUAAGGAAUCUAUAGAAAAUUACGUUUCUUUUAUUUUAAUUAUGAUAUGGUAUAAUGUGUUCUUUAAUCAUAGGGCUAUAUGUUCCAUGAUAUUAACUUAAAAUAGCAUAUAAAAAUCUUAUCAAAUGUCUACAUAACUAAAGUUCAAAGAAAGAUUCAAUAAAAUUUUAUUCAAACUAAAUUAAGGUAUAUAAAUAAAUUAAAUUAGAUCUUUAAAGUAUUCUGAUUAAAAUGUUGCUAAAUUAUUUAUGGAUGUUUUCACUCAUUUUUACUUUUAAUAUAUAAUUUUCCUUUUAAUUUGUCUACAUAGAUUAAUUAAGUAAUACAUCAUAUUUCAUGGUUAAUAAUUUGGAUUGCUAUUUGUCGAAUAUAUAAUCAAUCGAAUUCAUUUAUUUAAAAAUAUUUACUAUGCUGAUCUUCAUUCUUUAACAAUCCAUUGUAAUUAUUAUGGGGUAUAUAAUUUAUUCAAUUAAAAUUAACUAAAAAUUUAAGUCUAGCAUGAUUUCUAAUACUUUACUGAUUUUAUACAUAUUUAACUUUCCUGGAUUGAUUAAAAUGUAAUUAAGAAAUAUUUUUAGGUUAUGCUCUACAAUAUCUAAUAGAUGGAUAUCAAAUGUCAAUUAUAUACAAGGAGAUGUUUCUUUGCUUUUUGGAAGUGAGAGUCAUCUAAAAUGGAUGUAUUACUUUGUAAUUCCAAUCCUCAUUUUUUUUGGAUAUUUUAUUCCUUUUAACCUCUUCGUCUUAUUGCAUUUUAGAAGAAAACAAUUAGAUUCAUUUAAAAUAAGAAGUCAUCUUUGUUAUCUUUAUAACGAAUAUAAUGAACACAGCUAUUUUUGGGAGAUAAUAAAAUUAGUUCAAAAAAUUAUAAUGAUUCUAAUUUCUACAUAUUUUGAAACUAAUAUUUCAAUUAAAGCAUAUUUAUUUGGAAUUACCUUGCUGUUUUACUAAGUUUUAACAGUUAAAUUCAAACCAUAUUUAACUUCACACUUGAAUAAUUUAGAUUUACAUACAGGAUAAAUUUGUUCUAUGUCAAUAUUUUUGGCUGCUGUUAAAAAUACAAGUGACAAAGAAAACAAUUAGGUUUUUUCUUCUAUUUUAUAAACAAUCAUUUUAUUUUUAUGUGCUUUACUUUGCCGCCCUUUUAUAUUAAAAAUAAUCGAAAUAUAUUAUAAGAAAAACAAAGAAGUAUUUUACAUAAUUUUUUUUAUCUUAUUCAAGAAACUAAAAUUGAAAAUUUGCCUCAAAAACUUAGCUGAUUUUAUUUCUAAAGAAAAAGAAAAAGAUCAAAAGGUUAAAGCCAAUUAUCAAAAAUUGAAAAUUCAUCUAUUUUCAACAUUUAGAGCUUAAAUGACUAAUAGAAGGUAAUUUAAAUUAUUAUAUUAAGAAAUUUUUUAAACUAAGGUAGUAUCUCCUUAUUCAAUUCUUCAAGAUAAUCAAGAGUUGGCGAAAAUUUAAGAUUACAAUAAUUUUUAUAAUUAGAGUCAAAUUGA
This is a messenger RNA of Paramecium sonneborni, 8725 nucleotides long. Lineage: Eukaryota; Ciliophora; Oligohymenophorea; Peniculida; Parameciidae. The record is from the annotation of a GenBank genome assembly.